AUGGACUACACAAUGGAAGACACCCAGAACUCCGCUCCUGACGCUCACGAGACCUCAAAGCUCGGCUCCUCAGCACAAAGGAGCGACACUCAGAGCGUCACCAAACGUCUCCAAGCUGAGUUGAUGCAACUCAUGCUGUCCCCCUCUCCGGGCAUCUCCGCUUUUCCAGACGCCGACGGCAACCUACUCUCCUGGACCGCCACCAUCAGCGGUCCGACCGAAACACCCUACGAGGGCUUGACCUUCCGACUCUCCUUCGCUUUCCCCAGCAACUACCCUUAUGCUCCCCCUACCGUUCUCUUCAAGACCCCGAUUUACCACCCCAACGUCGAUUUCUCCGGCCGAAUCUGUCUCGACAUCCUGAAAGACAAAUGGAGUGCCGUUUACAAUGUGCAGAGUGUGCUACUCAGCUUGCAAAGUCUGCUUGGAGAGCCCAACAACGCGAGCCCCCUAAAUGCUCAGGCCGCCGAACUUUGGGACACCAACCAAGAGGAAUACAAGAGACACGUCCUUGCUCGUCACCGUGACAUUGAAGAUAUCGAGUAA
Molecule: messenger RNA, 546 nt
Organism: Aspergillus saccharolyticus JOP 1030-1
Lineage: Eukaryota; Fungi; Ascomycota; Eurotiomycetes; Eurotiales; Aspergillaceae
Product: putative ubiquitin conjugating enzyme (UbcK)
Exons: 3
Coding region: 1-546 (181 amino acids)
Source: RefSeq, a predicted model, not a curated record